Molecule: messenger RNA, 937 nt
Organism: Pelodiscus sinensis (Chinese soft-shelled turtle)
Lineage: Eukaryota; Metazoa; Chordata; Testudines; Trionychidae
Source: RefSeq, a predicted model, not a curated record
AACUUGUCGCUCUCUUUUAUAGGAAUAAUCUAUGAUGUGAUUGUAGAACCUCCCAGUGUUGGGUCUAUGACAGAUGAACAUGGACAUCAGAGACCAGUGGCCUUCUUGGCAUACAGAGUAAAUGGACAGUAUAUUAUGGAAGGACUUGCAUCCAGCUUCCUUUUCACAAUGGGAGGUUUAGGCUUCAUAAUUCUGGACCGAUCCAAUGCACCAAAUAUCCCAAAGCUCAAUAGAUUUCUAUUGCUUUUUAUUGGAUUUGUCAGUGUCCUUUUGAGCUUCUUCAUGGCAAGAGUUUUCAUGCGGAUGAAAUUGCCGGGAUACUUGAUGGGUUAGUGCCUUGUGUGAUGUAGGCACGCACAAGAUGGAUUUGCUUCUCUUCAUGAAGAGCUUAAUACCAAGCAAUCAACAAAAAUUGAACUGUCUCCCCCUAUCUCCAAGAAGACACAAGAAAGGUCUAGUUAUGAGAGCAAGUGCAAAAAUUGCUUCCAACUGUCUCCUUUUAUCAAUAAAAAUCAUUGCCAGUGGCUAAUAUAUUUUUAAAACAGCAUUUUAUCACGUCUGCUUCUAUCUUUAAAAAGAAAGUUACUGAACUGUUACUUAGCUCUAGAUACGAAUUUGCAUCUUGAAAAAAAAAUCAGUAUAAAAUAUAAAACUGACACUUCCCCCCUCCUUUUCCCUUCAACUGAUUGAGAUAUUAAGCAAAUGUUUUACUAUUCCUGAUUUUAUUUCAAAUUGAUACCUGCAUAGAAGUCUUUUGGUGAUGCUUUACUUUCAAACACACUGUGUCUAGUGAAGUUAUUUCUAAGGCACCUAUUGCCUUGAUAUUCAUGGCAAUGCAUUAACAAAUCCAGAAGUACACUGGAUACAAUAUUGUAUGAGUGCAUUUCUUUUUGGAACAGUGUAUGAAAGCCAAUUAAACAUGUUUUCUACUAAACCA